Lactuca virosa is the source of this 924-nucleotide messenger RNA. Lineage: Eukaryota; Viridiplantae; Streptophyta; Magnoliopsida; Asterales; Asteraceae. The record is from the annotation of a GenBank genome assembly.
AUGCCUGGUAGGCCAAAAACCAAGAGAAAAAGGCAUGUGUCUGAGGUCAAUGAUUCCAAGUUCCCAACUGUUAGAGCUAGAAUUUGUAGGACUGUUAGGUGUAGCAAAUGUUUACAAUUCGGACAUAACUUGAAAUCCUGUAAGAAUGAGCAAGUGAUGAAGGAGUAUGUGCCACCUAGAAAACCAAGAAGGCCAAUGAGGGAUGUAAAUGGUAUAACAAAUAAGGAUGGAGAGGGAACUUCAAAACAAAAGAAAGUUAAGCUUACAGUGAAAAGAAAGAAGAAGAAGACAAAGAAGGCUGGAGAAGGAUCCUCAAAUCAAGCAACUUUUGAAACUGCAAAUGAUGCAACUGUACAGGAAACUGCAAAUCAUGCAACUGGACAGGAAACUGUGCAGGAAGAAAUUGGAACUGUACAAGAAACUGCACAUGAGAUUGUGAAUGAUGCAGAUGCUAGUAUUGAGGAAAUAGAUGUAUUGAUGUUGCAGAAAUGUUGUUAUGAACCUCAUGAGAUUGCACAUGCUUUGGAAAGGGUCAAUGUGAUUCCUGAACCUGUGUCACCAGUGGAAAUGGAGGUAAAUGCUAAUGAGAUUGAAGAUCACUUGGAAGCAGACUUAGAAGAGAAUGUUAAUCAGAUUGAAGAUAACUUGCUUGAAGAUAACUUGGAAAUGGUUGUAGAUGCUAAUGAGAUUGUGCCACCAGUGCAAAGGGAAGUUGCUAUACAAGGUUUAGAUGCUAAUGCUUGGGUUGGCGAAGAUGAUGAGGAAAUUGAUGGGGAUAUUGACUUCAUUGAAGAUACACAAGUUGUUGGGAGGCCUAGGAAAAUGAAUAUUUCUGAGAAAAUUGUGAAGAUAAAUAUGAAGAAAGCAGUUUAUGAGAAGGAUGGAAGGGGUUCUAGUAUUAAGAAACCAGUUAAUUUGGAGUAG